AUGUGCGAUCCCUGCUGUGGUCCCUGUGCUGAUACAUGCGGUCCAUAUGGACCAAGUUCCGAUGAAUGCCACAGUCGCGAAUUACGAGCUGGCAUAAUGUACACAAAUUGUGAGUGUUGGAAACGUAAUGGACUACAAGAUCAAUGCCCACGAUCAAUGUGUCAGGGGCAAUGUUGUGCAAUGGGUCAAUCGGCUCCAAGUUGUUGUCCUUCGGCAUAUCCUUUGAAAUUUGCCUACAUGACAAUGGGAAGGGAUAAUAGAAGAAUGAAAUGCUAUGCGACUGCUGCGUGCUGUCCAAAACAACCUUGCUGGGAUCCUGGAUGUUGUUGA
Messenger RNA from Episyrphus balteatus (marmalade hoverfly), 330 nucleotides. Its product is annotated as keratin-associated protein 5-3-like. The record is from RefSeq and is a predicted model, not a curated record. The transcript has a single exon. Bases 1 to 330 code for a protein of 109 amino acids. Lineage: Eukaryota; Metazoa; Arthropoda; Insecta; Diptera; Syrphidae.